GUGGAUUCCAUAAUAACGCCCCAAUCAGAUGUUUAUGUUUUUUCGCUUCCGCCUUCAGUGUUCUCGCCGUGUCAUGUGGAUGUCAAAAACUCAAAGUAACUGACAGGCUUUGGGGUUUGAGCUCUGUAGUACCGGGGGUCUCAGGAUUUCCCCCGCCGCAGCACGCACGCUCUUCUUGAGGGUGUUUAUCCGAAAAGGAUCCGUAGGGAGCGAUGGCGGACGGGGAACGGUCGCCGCUGCUGUCCGACCAGUACGACGGCACUAACGGCAGCUUACAUGGAUAUCUGUCAAAACCACAGAGUUUUGCGCCGUUCCCCAGCGCGGUGGCAACAGGUGAGCCUCCGCCCCCCUACUCGCCGCAGGGCAGCCCGGACAGCAGCAGCGUUCCGGUCAUCAGCUGCCGCGUCUGUCAGAGCGCCAUAUCUGUGGAGGGCAAGGCGCACCAGCACGUGGUGAAGUGCAGCAUCUGCAACGAAGCUACGCCGAUAAAGAACGCUCCUGUUGGAAAGAAGUACGUCCGCUGUCCAUGUAACUGUCUCCUGAUCUGCAAAGUCACAUCGCAGAGGAUCGCCUGUCCCAGACCGUACUGUAAACGCGUCAUCAACCUUGGACCAGUUCACAUCGGCAGGGAGAGUCCUGAACCGCAGCGUCAGCCCGUUGGCAUCCGGAUCAUCUGUGGACACUGCUCCAAUACAUUCCUGUGGACAGAGUUUUCAGACCGGACCUUGGCGCGAUGUCCGCACUGCCGAAAAGUCUCUUCUAUUGGUCGGCGGUACCCCAGGAGGAGGAGCCUACUGUGCUUCCUGCUGUUCGUCAUCCUCGUGGCCUCCACUGCAGGACUUGUGGUCGGUACAUGGAGGCGAGCCCAGGACUCUAAAGGGAUCUACGUUUCGUGGGUCCUGCUGAUCCUGCUCGCUCUCUUCACAAUGGCAAGAACCGUCUACUGGAGGUGUCUGAAAAUCAGCGACCCCAUAUCCAAUCUCGCGUAGAGAGGAGAGAGGGAGAGAGAGAGGGAGAGAGAGGGAGGGAGAGAGAGAGAGAGAAGAGAAGAGGGGGGCGGGCGGAGGACGAAGGAAGGUGAGAGGGCAAGUGGAAAAGGGAAGAGUGGAAAGAGUAAAGUAGGGGAGUCUCAUUUCUAAAAUCACAGAGCAAAAGAGAGGAAGGAAACAAAAGAUAAGAGACAACAAGAGAAGAAGAAAAAAAAAAUAAUUGCAUUCAAGAAGAAAAAAAAUCUCACUCUACAUUCAUGUCAGAUUGGAUUUACCCCAAAGAUGAGCUGUCAAUAGUAAAAAAAAAAAAAAUGUCAUUACGGGAUGAAGAUUUUUUUUUUUCUAUUCCGGGAUGGUGGGAGACUAAAAGAGGGAAGUUCCCGAUAAAGAUGACAUGAGAGAAGUGGGUUGAACCAUUAGAAACAUAAGAUUCAGCUAAAUCAAAUUAUCAGUGGAACUGAGAUUUGAAUGGACAGAUCGAAGGAGGACGGCAGUGAAGGGGGUGUUUUAGUUAAGUUAUAUAACCAUAUCAAUCAAUAAUUAAUCCUAAUCUAACGAAGCACAUCGGAGUGAGGGAUUAGGAGGUGUGUACUUUUGUUAUCUUUUUGCUAUUCUCUCAACUAGAAAAGAACUAGACCAUUAAAUAAAUGACGCUCCCCUUUUUAGUAGAAUAUUUGGACGUUUUGGGGACACAUAUUUUUCUUUCUUGACAACUGUUGGAUUGAGAAAGCUCAGAGAAGGUAGAUGGCACUCUGACAUCUGUACGCUUAGCUUAGCAUAAAACCUGGAGACGGCAAACUAAUUAAAAGAAGAUAUCUCAUUUGUUUGACACUGAAGUGUGAGAAGACUUUUACGUGGUGUUAUGCGUGGGAUUAUUUCUCGCCCAAGAGUUUUUUUUCAUAAACCUUUUUUUUUUUUAAAGCUAAGCUAGCAGUUUCCAGUCUUUAUGCUAAGCUAUGCCAACCAGUUUAUGGCUGUCGCUUCAUAUUUAAUACACAGACAUGAGACAUAUCGUUAUUCUCAUCCGACUCUCGGCAAAAGAGAGCGAAUUAGUGUAUUUUGCAAAACGUUGAAUUAGUCUUUUCAACUGAAGUCCCAGUGCACAUAUCAUAUAACUACAAUUUAUCCGAGGAAGCAUGUUUGCAUUUUGUUUUGGGGCAUUGAUAACAACAAGAUAACAUGCGUAACACGAUGAGGGAGAUGUAAUUAAUAGAGGAUGUAUAUGGGGAAAUGUAUAAAUCAAGAAGCAGCCGUGAAAUCAGAGCAAGCGGCAUUCAUUUUCUUUUAAGUUCUAGUAAGCAUGUCAGCGUUAAGAUCAUCUCACACAGGGAUUUUGGGGCAUUUGAUUAAAUUCCCUGUGGUUUUGUUUUGAAAACGAUUCAUGUCAAAGAGACGUGCACAGUGAUAACGUGUCCUGAGCUGAUUCUCUAAACUGGACUGGUAAUAGGUGAAAAUAUUAUAUAACAUGUAAGAUUCAGAAGUAAAGUGGUCAUAUUCUGCUGAAAAGCUUCUUUUUUGUUCAACUAAAGCUAGGAAAGUGCAGUUUUACCCUGGUUGAGUCACUGAUAGAAAAAACGAUUUAUUUAUUUAUCUUCUCUCGUUAAUUCCCGUCUGGGUUGAAGCCCUGAGAAAACAAAUUGUGCUGAUCUAUUUUCUAAGUCUGAAGUGUAAAUUGUUGUCUCUCCUGUGUUUAUGACUUACAACCCGGCAAAAUAUUAUUAUUUUUUUCCCAGUACAAUUUUUCCUUAAAAGAUUUUAAACUAAAUAAACAUUUUUUCCAAGUAUUACCCUGUGUUCUUAAUAGGACUAAAAGCAUUUAAUAUAAUUUUCUCCAAGCACUCUAAAUGCAAGGUACAUAUAUUGUGUGUUAUCAGGUUAUGUAACAUUAAAUACAUGUCUUUCAUAUGGCUAGAACAUAUGUUAAUUGUCGCUAAUCUGCCGUUUUUGUGAUAUAUAUAUAUAGCCUAUAUAUA
Etheostoma spectabile (orangethroat darter) is the source of this 2962-nucleotide messenger RNA. Its product is annotated as type I phosphatidylinositol 4,5-bisphosphate 4-phosphatase-B. Gene Ontology annotation, molecular function: phosphatidylinositol-4,5-bisphosphate 4-phosphatase activity. The record is from RefSeq and is a predicted model, not a curated record. Gene Ontology annotation, cellular component: plasma membrane; late endosome membrane; lysosomal membrane. NCBI's taxonomy places the organism in Eukaryota, Metazoa, Chordata, Actinopteri, Perciformes, Percidae. The transcript has 7 exons. Bases 213 to 989 code for a protein of 258 amino acids. Gene Ontology annotation, biological process: phosphatidylinositol dephosphorylation.